Messenger RNA from Branchiostoma belcheri (Belcher's lancelet), 1863 nucleotides. RefSeq names its product dimethylaniline monooxygenase [N-oxide-forming] 5-like. NCBI's taxonomy places the organism in Eukaryota, Metazoa, Chordata, Leptocardii, Amphioxiformes, Branchiostomatidae. The transcript has 5 exons. The coding region runs from base 16 to 1611 and encodes 531 amino acids. The record is from RefSeq and is a predicted model, not a curated record. Gene Ontology annotation, molecular function: N,N-dimethylaniline monooxygenase activity; NADP binding; flavin adenine dinucleotide binding.
GCAAAAGUGUUAGAAAUGGCGAAGAAAGUGGCGGUGAUCGGCGCGGGUGCGAGCGGGCUGACGGCCAUCAAGUGCUGCCUGGACGAGGGGCUGCAGCCCGUCUGCUUCGAGAAGGGAACCGACAUCGGCGGACUCUGGAACUUCAAGGAAGAAGCCCUGCCCGGAUUCGGCAGUGUUUUUCGCUCCACGGUCACAAUAAACAGUAAGGAGAUGAUAGGCUUCAGUGACUUCCCCAUCCCCAAGGAGUACCCAAACUUCAUGCACCACUCCUGGGUCAUCAAGUACUUCAGACUGUACGCAGACAACUUCGGACUCAGCAAACACAUCAGAUUUCGGCAGAGAGUUGAUAAUGUAAAACCUAGGGAGGACUUUGCAGAAACCGGACAGUGGGACAUCACCUAUACUGAUGAGGAGAAGAAUGAGAGCAAGACUGAAGUGUACGAUGCAGUGAUGGUGUGUACAGGCCACCAUGUGUACCCACAUUACCCCAGGGACAGCUUCCCAGGGAUUGACGACUUCCAGGGGAAGACUAUGCACAGUAUUGACUACAAGGACUUCAGGGGCUACGAGAACAAGCGAGUAAUCGUCAUCGGGAUCGGCAACUCCGGUGGAGACAUCGCCGUGGAACUCAGUCAGCACACUAGUCAGCUUUUCUUAAGUACCAGAAGGGGAGGUUGGAUCGUUCAUCGGAAUUCGUCUCGUGGCCUUCCUACCGACAUCUGGGCCAACCGUCGUUGGGCCGACGCUCUGCCUCUAUGGGUCAAAGAAAGGGUUGCACAGCGUAUCCUGAACCGGCGCUUUGACUACACCGAGUACGGUCUCAAACCUAAGCAUACCGUCUUUGGCCAAUUCCCCACCGUUAACGACGACUUGCCAAACCGCAUCGUCACAGGCUCCAUCAUCGUCAAGCCCAACAUCAAGCGCUUCACCAAGACCGGCGUCAUCUUUGAGAACGACACGGUCGAAGACGACAUCGACGCCGUCAUCUUUGCAACAGGUUACCGCUUCGACUUCCCCUUCAUCGGUGAUUCUGUCAUGAAAGUGGAGAACAACCACGUAAAUCUCUACAAGUACGUCUUCCCUCCCAAUCUGGAACCCCCCACUCUCAGCCUCAUCGGUCUUAUCCAGCCUGUUGGCGCCAUCAUGCCGAUCUCAGAAAUACAGUGCCGCUGGGCCACCAGGGUCUACAAGGGGACCACCAAGCUCCCACCACAAGAGGUGAUGCUUGCGGACAUCAAGAAGAAGAAGCUCAGCAUCUCCAAACGGUACUACCAGUGUUCACGUCAUACCAUCCAGGUUGAGUUCAUCACGGCGUUGGACGACGUCGCCGUAGAGAUCGGAGUCAAGCCAACCUUCGCUCGUCUCUUCUUGUCCGACCCGCGUUUUGCCCUGCAGUGCUACUUCGGGCCGUGCACGCCGUACCAGUACCGCCUAGUGGGGCCUGGGGCUUGGAAGGGCGCUAAGGAGGCGAUCCAGACGCAGUGGGACCGGAUCACGUUUCCGAUCAAGGUACGCGCCACUCCUGACGACGACAAAGCAGGAAUCCCGGGAAUUCUCAAGGCUCUCGUGGUGCUGGUGGUGAUCCUGGCCCUCAUCUGGAACCUCUUGUAAAAUGUCUGAAAUAAUCCACGAUCAAGUCAGUUCUCUACUAAGACUCGUGCCACCCCAUAUAAAGGUGACACAAGGAUGUUGGUGGCUUUUAAGGUUCUGAGGAUUCUGGUAUCUAUCGUGAACGCCUUUCCUUGUUUUAACUCUUUUCAACUUUUUAAAAUUCCAAUGGCCUGUAUUAAGAACGUAGGUUUUUUUUCUUAUUGUUACUAAGUAGCAAACUGUUUUUUAGCCUUUGAUAUGUGUUCUUGAUCU